UCAAACUGCCAAAUAAACACUUAUUCGGCGAGUUUCGCUAAAAAAAAAAAAAUUAUGAAAAUGAUAAGAAAUCCGAAUGUCUAAAUUGACCCAAUACGUUUAAAUGGUUUUUCCAAUUACGUUUUCAUUUUAAGUAUGCGUAUUAUAUCAGACAAUUUACAAACUUUGGGGGGAAAAAAAUAAAAUGUAUUCUGAAGUUUUGCUUAUUUUUUUCACAAAGUUGGCAUUUUCACACGUUCUAAACUAUGACUCUGUUACUGUUUGCGAUGGUAUGGCUAAACAAAUACAAUGUCCAGGAAAAGAAAAUAUACACGUAUUACAAGGUUUUUAUGGAAAAUGGAGGAACCGUAACUGUAAAGGAGACGCUCCAGAUCCACUAAACUACCCCACAUGUCGCAUACCAAGAGGUCGUGCAACGGCAAUAGUAAAACAACUAUGUCAAGGACAAAAUACCUGUAAAUUGAUUUCUGAUAAGUCAAUUUACGGAAACCCAUGUCCAAGAACAAUACCAUAUUUGUAUGUAACAUUUUUUUGCAUGGCGCCGGGACAAAAAUUGUUUCAUCAAAAAACAUUGUUUAAUGAAGAAGUAGUUACAGUACCUAGUCACGGGUUUGUAGUAUCUGAAACAAGACAUCACUUAGACGAAGAUAUAGCAGCCGAAGAGCAACGUAGUCAGGGAACUUUUCGUGAAUCAAUUCCUGCGGAAAAUUCUUUUGAAAAAUUGAUGCCAAAGGUGGAGCCUCAAAAAUUUGCUUCGAUUGCUCGAAAAAUAAUGCAAAAACCAGAGCCAUCAAUAAAUCGUGAAAGCAUGCAAAAACCAGAAAUCAUUUCUGAUACUGAUGCCUGGGAUAGAUCAAAAAUAACCGUAUCAGAAAACAAUGAAAAUCUAUUACCUAACGAAGUGGGAGAAGUUCAUAGUGUUUUUCAUGUGGCUCCCAACAGUAUCAAAAACAAUCAAGAAUCGGAUGAAGAAAAAGAUAAUCAAAACUUUCUAACAAAGUCGCAAAUUAAAAAUGUUGAAAUAAACAACAAAAAACAAGAACCUUUAAUAAAUGAGGCAGCACCUCAUUAUCAUAGUGAAAAAAGCUCCACAGAUGUAACAAUAGAAUCUCAUCAUCAAAGUGAGAACGCAUUAGAUGAUGUUGCUCAUUUUCAACGCUCUGUAUUUUCAUUACCAAAGUUAAGAAAUUUAGAAAGUAAUAAACAAAAAAGUUUUAUUUCACAAAAUGACCCAAGUUUGCUUAAAAACCAUAGCAAUUUUAAAACAGACUCAGUUAAAAGCUUUCGUGACGCAAUGAUAUGUAAUGGACAGUCAAAGUUGAUUGCGUGUCUUCCUGAAGAAGUCAUCAAAGUGCACCAUGCUUUUUAUGGUAAACGUAGUGGUGAAAGCUGUUUAGGACCUUUAGAAUAUAAGGACGAAGCCCCAACAUGUUCAGCAUUAGACGCAAGAACAAACGUUCAAUCGUCGUGUGAUGGAAAACAAACAUGUUUACUGUUUGCUGACGAUAAUAUUUAUGGAAAAUCACUGUGCCCUAAUGUAAACAAAUACUUGCAUUUGCGUUAUACUUGCAAUGAAGGUGCAAAAGGUUUCUUAUCCAAAAGUUUAAAAUUAGUUCCACAAGUUGAAACAGAAGAAAACGCUGUUGUCAGGUCAAUAAAAUCUUAUGAUAAUCACAACCAGACGAUGAGUCUUUGCAAUGGAGAGCGACGAGCUAUAAAAUGUGAAACAAAUGACGGAAUCAAAAUUAAUAGUGUUUUUUAUGGCAAGAAAGUAGGUAAAGACUGUAAAGGGGAUUUGAAUUAUAGAGAUGAUAUUCCAGAAUGCUCUAGUACACGUGCAUUAGAUAUUAUAAAGUUAACGUGCGAAAAGAAAAAAAAGUGCGAAGUAGAGAGCAAUAGUGCAAUGUUUGAAGAUGACUUGUGUCCGGGCGUAAACAAAUAUUUAGAAGUUAAAUACAGAUGCUAAAAAAAUCUCAAAGCUACGACAAUUGGUUCUACGAAUUCAAGCUAAAACUAUGACAAUAGACAACAAAGAUAUACACUACAAGUUUUUUUUUUAUCUAGCACGAUAACUACAAAACAAAAUAAAGAUAAUUUAAGAUUACUGUUUCAAGAACACGCAUUUACUUUUUAUACAAAUUGUUUCCGUUUACUCGAUUGUACAGAUUUUAUAGGAAGAAAAAUUAGUUUUAUUAACUAUAAGGAGACAGCAUACAAGCAAAUAUACAUUUAUUGCACUUUCAACACAAAUCAUUUUUGUUUGCUCGAUUAAGAAAAAUAUUAGAAAUUCACACGAAAAAGUUUUAAUGACUUUGACUUCGAUCAAGGAUUCAUGUCUAUUGCUAAAAGACGCACACUAGUUAAUUGCCCCAAUUUAAUAUUAUUUAAAGUUUAUACAAUGCUUCCAUACAAUUUAACAGUUUUAUAGCUUAUGCAAUAUUUUUUUAUUAUGCUGUAUAAUAUGGUCUCUUGUUAAACGGUUUGUUGCCACAAUUCUAAAUGUACUUCAUAAAUAUUUCAAUCAUAAGUGCAUUAUAUGUACGUAUUUUAAAUAAAAAAAUAACCUUUUUUAUUACUUUG
This is a messenger RNA of Hydra vulgaris (swiftwater hydra), 2580 nucleotides long. RefSeq lists its product as uncharacterized. The record is from RefSeq and is a predicted model, not a curated record. Gene Ontology annotation, molecular function: carbohydrate binding. Lineage: Eukaryota; Metazoa; Cnidaria; Hydrozoa; Anthoathecata; Hydridae.